This is a messenger RNA of Elgaria multicarinata webbii, 1441 nucleotides long. RefSeq names its product arrestin 3 (gene ARR3). Gene Ontology annotation, biological process: G protein-coupled receptor internalization; visual perception; signal transduction. The record is from RefSeq and is a predicted model, not a curated record. NCBI's taxonomy places the organism in Eukaryota, Metazoa, Chordata, Lepidosauria, Squamata, Anguidae. Gene Ontology annotation, molecular function: G protein-coupled receptor binding. The coding region runs from base 1 to 1092 and encodes 363 amino acids. The transcript is spliced from 15 exons.
AUGGCUGAUGGAGCAAAAGUGUUUAAGAAGACCUGCCCCAACGGGAAGUUGUCCAUCUACCUGGGAAGGAGAGAUUUUGUGGACCACGUGGAGCGUGUGGAACCCGUAGAUGGGGUUGUCUUGAUUGACCCAGAGUAUCUGAAGGACAGGAAAGUGUAUGUGACACUCACGUGUGCAUUCCGUUAUGGCCGAGAUGACCUGGAUGUCAUUGGGUUGACCUUCAGGAAAGAUCUGUAUAUGCUGGCCAUUCAGCUUUUCCCUCCUAUGCCGGACCAGGCACCCAAGACCCUUACGCCUUUGCAAGACAAGCUGAUGAAGAAGUUAGGAGAGAAUGCUUACCCCUUCACUUUUGAGAUGGCGACCAAUUUACCAUGUUCUGUUACGCUCCAGCCAGGACCAGAUGAUGCUGGGAAGUCUUGUGGUGUGGACUUUGAGGUCAAAGGAUUUUGUGCUGAAAACCUGGAGGAGAAAAUUCAUAAGAGGAAUUCAGUACGACUGGUGAUCCGAAAGGUCCAGUUUGCACCUGUCAAUACUGGCCCAGCACCAAAGUCUGAGACUACCCGGCAGUUCAUGAUGUCAGACAAGCCCUUGCACCUGGAGGCCUCCCUAGAUAAGGAGAUUUAUUACCACGGAGAUCCAAUUGGAGUUAAUGUCAACAUUAACAAUACCACAAACAAGAUUGUGAAGAAAAUUAAAAUAUCAGUUGAGCAAAUCACAGAUGUGGUUCUCUAUUCGCUGGACAAAUAUACUAAGAUUGUGUGUUCAGAAGAGUUUGUAGAGAAUGUGGCUGCCAACUCCACCUUCUCCAAAAGCUACACUGUGACCCCCUCCUUGAGCAACAACCGUGAGAAGCGUGGCCUGGCCCUGGAUGGCAAGCUCAAGCAUGAGGACACCAACCUGGCCUCCACCACUGUUCUUAGACCAGGGAUGGACAAGGAAGUGCUUGGGAUCCUGGUUUCCUACAAAGUCAAAGUCAACCUGAUGGUAUCCAGAGGCGGCAUCCUGGGAGAUCUCACUUCAAGUGAUGUUGCUGUGGAGUUGCCUGUAAUUCUGAUGCAUCCGAAACCUGAAGACACGAGGAGGAUAUUGUGAUUGAGGAAUUUGCCCGACAGAAGCUCAAAGGAGAGAAAGAUGAUGAUGAAGAGAAGGAAGAAGAAGACAAAGGAGAAAGCUAAUGUGCUGCUGCUGCUGCUGCGCUUAGACACCACGGCCUCGAUUUCCCGGAAGUCUGCUGCGCCCAGAUUCUGAGGGCAGGGAUCCCUUAGGGUGCCCAUGUGUACUGUGUUCCAUACACCUACUUCGAUACUUUAGCAUUGUAUUUGUGGUGUGAUAAAUUUUGUAAAUCCUACCCCUCUCCACUUUAAAAGUAAAUUUCAAAACUAUAACUGCACCAAGUCCUCAGACCUAGGUAUGAUAGUAUGUAUGUCUACACCUGCUGCUC